UGGCACUAAAUUCCUCUUCACCCACCAGACAUAAUCAACUUGCACAGAGGCUUGCCUAACCCAGAAGAAGAAUGAGCACAAAAUAGAAGUCAUAGGCAAAGGUGGGCAAAGCUAAGGAUAAUUGACAUUUGAUCACCCAAGGCUUCCUUUGGUCUUGUGAUAUUUUCUGAAGCACCUCUCUCUCCUUAUUUCUUGUGGUUGUGGUUUGUGAGCAAAGGAAUCCAAGUGGGAAAAAAAAUAUCUUUUUAGACUGGGUAAAUCCAUCCUAUCCUUCCUGUACACGUUUUUGAAGUCCAGGCACAUUCAACUAGUAUAUUAGACUGGUUUUAAGUAGAAGUGAUUAGUGAUUCAGAAUCAGAAAGAAGAACUUGGUUUCAUCUGUUCUCCUUCUGAAACUACAAUGGGUUUGGUAACUCCAUGGACUGCAACAACUUCCUUUCUCACUUUUUUUUCGUCAUCUUUAUAUCUUCCUAAAGUCCAGUCAUACCCUUUAUCUAACCCUUAUCGGCUUAUCUGUCGAUGCCAAAGUGUCUCAAACGACCUCCAGUUCGUCCUUCAUGAUGCUCUGGAUGCCUGUGGAGUUGACACAACCAAUGCCAGAGCAGCGAGAGAGGAUUUCUGUUCUCAGAUUGGGAGAUUUACAACUCUGGAGAGGCAAACUAGUAUUUGCAACAGAGGGGUUGAUUUGGGGAUAAUAGCUUUUCAAAUUGCUGCUGAGGAUCACUCUCUCCUUUCACAAUCUAAUGUGCCUUUCCCAGUUGACACUUUCGUUGACAGGCUUGAUGAUCUUUCUAUGGGUUACUUCCCGCACCACAAAUUCUCUGCGUCGCCGAAAGAUUUCAUUGGAAAUUUGGAAAGCUACUUGUAUGUUCACAAGGGUUUUCAGAGAAAGAAUGUCACAGAUCAAUCAGGGCCUCAAACUUUAUAUCUACACUAUGCUUUAGCAAACCGUUCUGGCUCUGCUCUUAUGCUUUCACUUAUUUACUCUGAAGUACUAAAGAUGCUACAUUUAUGGGGUCUUUUCAAUUUUGACGUCGAGAUUGACUUCCCUCAUGAUCUUACCACACUUCCUAGAGGCUAUGACAAGAAAAACAGCGAGAUGGCUGAUCAACCACAUAUAAUGACAUCGCAAUCCCUCUUGGUGGAGAUCUUGAGAACUCAAAAAGAAGCCUUCUGGCCAUUCCAGUUUGGCAAUACCAAAAGUUUAUUCCUGAGGGCAGCAGAUGCUGCUCAUUGCAUUGAUGGACCAAGCUUGAAUAUGGAAAGCAGAAAAUUUGAAAUUGAAUCUACUGAGGCUUCUUCAGAUAGAUUAAGACAUGGAGUUUGGAAUAGAAGUAAUGGAAAUAUGCGGUGUGCAUUAUCUGCUUGUGAACGUCUUAUCCUACUGGCAUCCAACUCUGAUGAAUUAAGAGAUUAUGGAAUUCUCCUUUAUCACUGUGGGUUUUACAAGGAAUCCUUACAGUACCUCAACUCUUAUCAGGUUUCAAAGAACCAUUCCCUUCAAAAUGGAUCUUCCAAUCCUUUCAGCAACCAGGAGGAAGAUGCAGUGAAUAAUCUGAUGUUUCGACUCAACCUUGUUUGAUGGAACAAGGUUGGGCCAGGCCCUCAAGCACUUAUUGACUUCACUGUUUUAUAUGGAGUCAAGCAUUCUAGUUCUGUACAUAUUAUACUGUUAUGAAGAAAAAAAAUGUGUAUUUCAAUCAUGUAAAAGAUCACAAAAGUGGAAAAAAGAAGCCUGAGGCCAACGACGACUCAGGUAACAUCUUCUCUGAGAAAAACUGAAACUCAGCUGAAGGUCGUCCUCACUAACUGGCUACUGCUGCUGCUCAUUGCUAAGGUCCAAGCCACCACUGCCAUUGGACCACAUUGCUGAAGAAUCUACCAUUGUUGGCCGUGACCCAAAUUAUAUUUGUAAUUAUUGAAUGUUAAUUUCAUAUAUAAACCAGUUUAUAUUUAACCCAUC
Messenger RNA from Macadamia integrifolia, 1963 nucleotides. RefSeq lists its product as uncharacterized. The coding region runs from base 401 to 1582 and encodes 393 amino acids. The transcript is spliced from 8 exons. Lineage: Eukaryota; Viridiplantae; Streptophyta; Magnoliopsida; Proteales; Proteaceae. The record is from RefSeq and is a predicted model, not a curated record.